AUGGCCACUUCAGCAAGGACGUUCCCAGUUGCCCUGUGGACACCAACGCCAGCUCCCUGGCCAGGCGGAAACACCACCGUGGUGGCAAAGUGCAUCUUCAAUGAGGAGUUCAAGUUCAUCCUGCUGCCCAUCUCCUAUGGCAUUGUCUUUAUGGUGGGGGUGUCCCUCAAUUCCUGGGCCCUGUGGAUGUUCAUCUCCAGGAUGAGGCCUUGGAAUGCCACCACCACCUACAUGUUCAAUCUGGCCGUCUCUGACACACUGUAUGUCCUCUCCCUCCCCACCCUGGUCUACUAUUAUGCUGAUCGCAACAACUGGCCCUUUGGGAAAUGGCUCUGCAAGAUCGUGCGCUUCCUUUUCUACGCUAACCUCUACAGCAGCAUCCUCUUCCUGACAUGUAUCAGCAUCCACCGCUAUGUGGGCAUCUGCCAUCCCAUCCGCUCCCUGAAGUGGGUGAAGACUAAGCAUGCCCGCAUCAUUUGUGUGGGCGUCUGGCUUGUCGUCACCAUCUGCCUCAUCCCCAACCUCAUCUUUGUCACCAUCAGCUCCAAGGGCAACAGCACCCUGUGCCACGAUACCACCAAGCCUGAGGAAUUUGAUCAUUACGUACACUACAGCUCUUCUGUCAUGGCCAUCCUCUUUGGGGUCCCCUUCCUGGUAAUUGUCCUAUGCUACUGCAUGAUGGCCAAGAGACUCUGCAAGUCCAGCUUCUCCAGCCCCAGCCCCCGAAUGCCCUCCUACAAGAAGCGCUCCAUCAAGAUGAUCAUCAUCGUGCUCACUGUCUUUGCCAUCUGCUUUGUGCCCUUCCACAUCACCCGGACCAUCUACUACACCUCCCGCUACUUCCAAGCCAACUGCCGGACCCUCAACAUCAUCAACUUCACCUACAAGAUCACUCGGCCCCUGGCCAGCAUCAACAGCUGCCUCGACCCCAUCUUGUACUUCAUGGCUGGGGACAAGUUCCGGGGGCGACUGCGCCGGGGCCCAGCCCAGCGCCUCCGGCCCAUGCCCACUUGUGACCUGUCCCUGGUGUCCCCCUCCAUAAGCAAUGUCACCGGUGGCAGCCACACUGCCAGUGACAUCCGAGAGACAGCACAGAGCAGAGGCGGGUGCUGA
This is a messenger RNA of Leptosomus discolor (cuckoo roller), 1113 nucleotides long. RefSeq names its product pyrimidinergic receptor P2Y4 (gene P2RY4). The record is from RefSeq and is a predicted model, not a curated record. Gene Ontology annotation, molecular function: G protein-coupled purinergic nucleotide receptor activity; G protein-coupled UTP receptor activity. NCBI's taxonomy places the organism in Eukaryota, Metazoa, Chordata, Aves, Leptosomiformes, Leptosomidae. Gene Ontology annotation, cellular component: plasma membrane. Gene Ontology annotation, biological process: G protein-coupled receptor signaling pathway; transepithelial chloride transport.